Messenger RNA from Cyclopterus lumpus (lumpfish), 2206 nucleotides. RefSeq names its product chromosome 8 C17orf75 homolog (gene c8h17orf75). The transcript has 10 exons. The record is from RefSeq and is a predicted model, not a curated record. Gene Ontology annotation, cellular component: trans-Golgi network. The coding region runs from base 213 to 1397 and encodes 394 amino acids. NCBI's taxonomy places the organism in Eukaryota, Metazoa, Chordata, Actinopteri, Perciformes, Cyclopteridae.
UGACGCAUGCGCACAAGGUACAUCAACGAGAAUACCUUUAAUACUACUGCUGCAGUUGCUUAUGCUGCUACAAUUUCACUAUCAGUCGGAGAGCCACACGUCAACUAUAAUCUCUGUCAACACAGCACAGCUCAACUCUAGAAACACGUCCUUGUUUUUUUGUUUUGUUUUUGUUGCCAUUUUAGCCAGCUGCUCUCAAGCUCCGUGACAUCAUGUUUACCUCCCAGACCUCGUCCUUCCAGGAUUCAAUUGACGUGGAAGAGAGAGAUGACUUUGACAACGAGGAAAUUUCUGGAUACAGUCAGAAAAUUCAUUUGAACUGCUACUACACCAUCUAUCUUUAUCAGGGCACAAGAUCUAAGGCUUCUGGGGAAAAUGGGGCAUGGAACCAGAGACGAGCAGACUCCACAACCAGUCAGGAUGACUUUAGCCUGACACUUAUUGACAGCAGCCUUCCAUCGGAGGCAGAACCUGAGCUGCAGACUUACAUUUCAAGGAGGCUCAGCAAAGGUGCCCUGCUCGGAGGCAUGAGCAACAUCGCCACUGUUGAACUCAGUAUCCCAGAGCAGGCAGUGGGCUGCUACUGCUGUCUCCUGGAGCAGGAAAGGUCUCCUGAACAGCCUGAUGCUGACGGAAACGGAUAUGUCAUCUGCUUCAUGGGCGGCUCUGAAAAAGGACUGAACUUAUUUAGAUUAGAACUUGAUAAAUACGUCCAAGGCCUGCAUAGCAGCCUGCAAACCCCAGAGCUGCAGAACCUGGAGACAGAGGUGCGUCCGUAUCUGAGCCGGUGGUACGAGGAGUCUGUGAUGCACAUUUAUCGGGUGGUGCAGCUGGUCCAGAGCAACAUCAGCUUCUUGCUGCAUGCUGCGCUGAGUCACACACUUGUGGAGCUCAAUAAUUCCGAUGAGAGGACAAAGGCUGACGUGUCCAGGUUCAUCAAAGCAGCCGGUUUACAGGGUCUGUCCCAACAAGACACAACAACAGCUUCUCUGUGUACGGCUAUCUCAGAGGACACGCACUGUGACCUGGUCAUAGACUGCUCCACCAGCCCACCCACACUCUUUAACACAGUCAGUAAUCGCUUCUGUGAUGACUGGACUCAGGCAUUUCUAAACGCUGCGGAGCGUUGUAAUCCUUUCCUGCUCAGGCAGAUUCUGGAGAACUUCAAACUAAAGGCCAUCCAGGACAUGAACAACCUGAAGCGCUUUGUGCGGCAGGCAGAGAUGAGUCACUACGCCCUGUUUCGCUGCUGCCUGUUCCUCCAGGGCUGCGGCAAUGGGGAUGUGUUGCUGCAGAAUGCCAGGGCGGAGCACAGCGACCUGCCUGAAGCCUGCAGCAUCAUCGGCGUGCUGGAGGAGUUCCUCAAGGAGCAAUCCCAGGCCCGGGCCCAGGCCUGAUACCAUUGCAAUGCCCAAGUUGUGCUGCUGGCAAGACCGGCACAAAGCAAAUCACCUGUUCAGCUCUAAACCUAAAAACACAUCCUAUGUUCUAAUCUGCUUUGGCAGAUUCAAAAUGUAAAUGCUUCUAUGCUUCCAACAACAAAUGUGUAUUUCUUUGGGGGUUAAUACUAGUUAAUUGAGAUAUGUAACAUCAUUUAUUUUAACAAUGGAGGUCAGUGGAGAUGAUGGUGAAACUGAAUUGAUAAUGUGUGCAGAUCAGUUUAGAUCUAGGUGUAGAGUGGCACAUUCCCAUCAUUUUACUCUUGUAAAUGUUAGUGCUCUGAGUGUUUCACAAUACUUUGAACCAAAUAUUAUUACUAGUGUGGAAUUAUCUAUUACUUAUUUAAUAUCCAAAUGUUUUAGUAUUGUUGUUGUUGGUACUUGUUUCGUUUAAUAAGAAACACAUUGAGAAUGCACAAAUCACUUUCAUGCAUUGCUUGUAACAUAGGCCUUGUUUGUGCUUACAUUUAAACACAAUACAUGCACUACAAUAUAAUUUGUCUCAAGAAAACUGCUACUGUACAUACAUAUGACUGAAAUGAUAUUAGAUGUAAUCCUUCUGUGAAUACAGUGUUCUAGAUAGUGUCAUUUUUGGAUAUCAUUUUCUGUUUACAAACAUCCUAAUUGCAUUCACCAGCUGAAGACUACAUUUACUAAGCAUUUGUAUAGUUUCAAAGGUUGUACAAUAUUAAUACCCACAGAAAAAAAAGUUUGAAACAGAAGAAAUUCAAAUGUAGAAUAAAAGAUGUAUAAAAGUGCUUACAGUA